Rhododendron vialii is the source of this 2353-nucleotide messenger RNA. RefSeq names its product ABC transporter B family member 29, chloroplastic. Gene Ontology annotation, molecular function: ATP binding; ABC-type transporter activity; ATP hydrolysis activity. The transcript has 10 exons. The record is from RefSeq and is a predicted model, not a curated record. Bases 55 to 1965 code for a protein of 636 amino acids. Gene Ontology annotation, cellular component: membrane. Gene Ontology annotation, biological process: transmembrane transport. NCBI's taxonomy places the organism in Eukaryota, Viridiplantae, Streptophyta, Magnoliopsida, Ericales, Ericaceae.
UCUCUCACUCUCUCUAAAUUGGAAAACUCAUCGGCCACUAUCCACUCCAAAAGAAUGGCCCUGCAACUCCUUCACUUCACCCUUCCCUCUACAUCCUCCAAAUCUCUUUUCCAUUGCAAAUACAAACCCCAAUCAAACCCUAGACUAAUCAUCACCACCACCACCACCCUCAAACCAACUCUCGCCAACAAAACCAUUCGAUCCUCUUCAACCGACACCGCCGCUUCGCCCUCCAACCGCUCCUCCCUCGAUUCCAUCAAACCCUACGUCCAAUCCCAAUGGAGGCCGAUCGUCGCCGGCUGGGCGUGCAGCGCCGUCUCGGUCUUCUCCCUCUCCCUCAUGGUCCCCAAGAUCGGGGAGUUCUCCUCCGCGGCGGCCGCGAUGAGUCCGGUUCGAGUGAGGGAGGAGGCGGUGGUGCUCGGAGCUCUGGCGGCGGUCCGGCUGGCGGCGAGUUACUGGCAGCAGGCGUUUGUGUGGGACGCGGCGUUGAAUGCGGUGUGUAGGAUUAGGGUUUAUGUUUUCGAGAGGGUGUUGGAGAGGGAUUUAGGGUUUUUCGAAGGGGGCGGCGGCGGUGUUUCGGGGGGAGAUAUUGCGUAUAGGAUUACGGCCGAGGCUUCGGAUGUUGCUGAUACUGUCCAUGCUCUGCUCAAUACAAUUGUACCAAGUAUUCUGCAGUUAUCGGCAAUGGCAACCCAGAUGCUGGUUAUCAGCCCUGUUCUCUCCUUGAUUUGUGCAUUGGUGAUUCCCUUGAUCGCUUUUGCCACUGCAUAUCUUGGUGAAAGGCUUCGUAAGAUAUCAAAGGAUGCAAAUCUUAGCAUUGCUGCUCUGUCAGCCUACCUAAAUGAGGUCCUCCCUUCAAUUCUUUUUGUGAAGGCUAACAAUGCAGAGUUCUCUGAGGGUGCAAGGUUUCGGUGGUUAGCUAAUGCCGACCUAUCCAGGCAAUUAAAGAAGAAGAAAAUGAAGGCAUUAGUUCCUCAGAUAGUACAAAUUGUAUAUUUUGGGGCAUUGUUGAUAUUUUGUGUUGGCUCACUGGUCGUUUUAGGCGGUUCGUGCGAUUGCUGUGGCAUGGUUUCGUUCAUAACAUCAUUGGUUUUCUUGAUUGAGCCUAUUCAGGGGGUGGGAAAAGCAUACAAUGAGUUCAAACAAGGAGAGCCGGCAAUCGAACGCUUGUUUGAUUUGACCAGGUUCCAAUGUAAGGUAAUUGAAACACCGGAUGCCAUUACUUUAGACCGGGUUACCGGGGAUGUGAUAUUUUGUGGCAUCUUAUUUAAAUAUCGUGAUGAUAUGCCUCCUGUAUUGAAUGGGUUGGACCUUCAUGUCAAAGCUGGUGAAACAGUUGCUAUUGUUGGGCCGUCAGGAGGAGGAAAGACGACCCUUGUAAAACUGCUUCUUCGCCUUUAUGAUCCUCUGCAUGGCUCUAUCCUAAUCGAUAAUCAUAACAUCCAAAAUAUACGGUUGCAAAGUUUAAGAAGGCAUGUUGGACUGGUCUCUCAGGAUGUGACACUCUAUUCAGGGACUUUUGCUGAAAACAUUGGGUAUAGAGAUCUCAUGUCUCAAAUUGACAUGGAGAGGGUUAAGCUUGCAGCACGAACUGCAAAUGCUGAUGAAUUUAUUGAAUCGCUUCCAGAACAAUAUGCAACUGAUAUUGGACCUAGGGGCUCAAUUUUAAGUGGUGGCCAAAAGCAAAGACUUGCUAUUGCUAGGGCAGUAUAUCAGAACUCGUCCAUCUUGAUUUUGGAUGAAGCAACUUCUGCUUUGGACAGCAGAUCUGAGCAAUUGGUGAGACAGGCUGUGCAGCGCUUGAUGGAAGAUCGUACUGUAAUAGUCAUUGCUCACCGUUUGGAGACAGUUCUGAUGGCUGAACGAGUUUUUCUUCUAGAUGAUGGGAAAUUGCGGGAGCUAAAACACUCUGCUCUUUUGGGUGGAAAGCAUGACACAUUGACUUCAGCUGGGAUUGUGAUAUAAUAAAGUCGGUAAUAUGUGAGAUGGUCCAACUACCUGAAUGAUUGUGGAUUUAACGGGGAACUAUGUCCCAUUUCUGGAUGAAGAAAUCCAGGGAUUUAUAUUAAUGCUUCAUGGAAGUAUUGACUGGUUUAACACUCCAUAGAGUUGCAGGGGAACCUCACCACUUCAAUUGGGCUACGUUCCACUACACUUUCCGCCAUAUUAUCGACCAAGAUUGAAUCUCGACGGCAUUUGGUGCCGGAAACUAGGGUUGGGUAGUUUAACUGCUUUUGUAGGUUUCUUGUGAUCUGUGUUUCGUCUUUUGAUAGCAUUAUUUUAAUAACAAUCAACUACGUUGGGUUACACUUAUUCAUCAUGAGUGAUGCAUAACGAAAGACUUAAUCUUCCA